GGAGGGUCAGUCAGUCGGUGCGACUAAUAAGGACACGAGGAUCUAGUAAGAGAUCCCAUUCUCACUUUUAUUUCUUUACAAGUGUACUUUGGAAUAGGAACCGACUAUUUUUCCAAACAUGCGUUCAUAAGCGUUCAUGGAUUAAUGCGUUUUUAUGCCGGAGGAAACUUUCUCACCAAUUGUUUUGAAGAAGUAUCUUCUCUUGCAUCAGAGAAGACAUGAGUUGCUUGCUCAAAUGGGCAGCUUUCCUCUGGAUCGCUCAUACCAUUCCCUGCACUGUUGGAAUGGCAUUGAACGAAAGAAUAGACAACUCUAGAUGUCCUCCAUUGAAAGUAGACAAGGACCUGUUUUCCUACAGUUUAAAUGGUCCACAGCCAGAAUUCACCGGUUUUGAUCUGACAGAAAAGUUUCUCCUGAGAAAGGGGACAGUGACAGAGGAGCGGCCAUCAUUCCGGCUGGGGAGCAGCCCCCUCAUCAAGCCAACAGAAUUGGUGUUCCCCAAUGGUCUGUCCAGUGAAUAUUCUCUAGUUACCACCUUCCGGCUGAGGAAAACCACGAAGAAAGACCGCUGGUAUCUGUGGCAGAUAUUCGACCAGACGGGAGGUACCCAGGUGUCUGUAGUGUUGGACGGUGCUAAACGAGCAGUGGAGUUCUCAGCCCGGGGCCUUCUGAAGAACAGCCUCCACUACACCUUUAAGAGCCGAGACCUGCACACCCUGUUUGACCGCCAAUGGCACAAGCUGGGUGUGGCGGUCCAGAGCAGCAUCGUCUCCGUUUACAUAGACUGUAAACUAAUAGAGAGGAGGCUGACAGACGAGAAGGAUGAAAUCGACCCCAGCGGAUAUACGCUGAUUACAACCCGGGUGGAGGAUGGACGGCCUGUAGAUAUCGAACUGCAACAAAUCCUGAUCUACUGUGACCCAUACCUGGCUGAGAUGGAGAACUGCUGUGAGCAGGCAGGAUCUACGUGUGAGCCUAGCAGGGAGGGCCCUGGUGCUGGAGGGGUGACUCCCAAUCCCUUGGAUACAGAUGGAGCAGGCCAGCUCCCCCAGAUGCUCUCCCAGCCCGUCCAGCCAGCUCGGGUCCAGCGGGUCCAGCAUUCCAGCAGUGACAGAUGUCAAUGUUCAGCAGAAAAGGGUGAUCAAGGUCUACCAGGCUUGGCAGGACUUCCAGGACAGAAAGGCGAUCAAGGAGACAAGGGAGAGACCAGGAAAGACGGGUUCCCUGGAAACUCAAGCCAGAAGGGUGACCAGGGUGUUUCUGGCUCACCAGGUCUGGAUGGUAUUCCUGGACAGAAGGGUGAGGCAGGAUCAAACGGGUCUAAGGGGAUCGAUGGAGCAAUGGGUGAGAAGGGACCAGCUGGGGAGCCUGGUGCGGAGGGGAAACCUGGGAUAAAUGGUUUGAAUGGAGACUCAGGUCCUAUUGGCCCCAAAGGUGAUCAAGGCGAUACGGGUCUUCAAGGUCUGCCUGGUCUAAGUGUGGAGAAAGAGGGACUCAAGGGAGAUCAGGGAUCCCCUGGGUUACCAGGUCAGACGGGGGCUCUGGGCAAAGAGGGAAAAAGGGACAAUGACCCAAAACCCACCUCCAGGCUGUCUAAGGGCUAUGGGGUGAAGGGUGAUUCUGGCGUUCCAGGAGACAAAGGAGAUCAAGGUGAUCCGGGUCAGCCAGGUGGAGACGGGGCCUCUGGGAUGAAAGGACAGAAGGGGGAAGAAGGCCUGAGAGGACCACCAGGACUGGAAAUGACAGCUCAUGGACUGAGACAUCUGUCUGGCUCUGAGGCUGAAUCAGGAGAGAAGGGCCAGAAAGGAGAAAUGGGUGAUCCAGGACAAAGAGGACUCCAAGGACCACAUGGUUUCAAGGGAAGCUUAGGACUACCAGGUCCAAAGGGAGAGCCCGGCCCAGAGGGUAAAGAAGGUCCUAAUGGACUCAUCGGACUCCCAGGGAUUGCAGGAGAGAUGGGAUUGUCGGGGGACCAGGGAUCACCUGGUAGAGACGGUCUGAAAGGAAACAAGGGGGACUCUGGAGAUGUGAUGGGACCCCAGGGCCUGCCUGGACCCAAGGGAGAGCCUGGAGAGCCAGUAGCUGAACAUCUGGGAGAGGGCAUGACAUCUGGACCCAGAGGAUCACGAGGGCCAAAGGGUGAGCGUGGCGUCCCUGGUGUACCAGGAGACCUAGGGGAGAAAGGAGAGCCUGGUCUGGGCGUUGAAGGACCUCCUGGCCCCAUGGGACAGAGAGGAGAGAGAGGAUUUGAGGGCCCUCGUGGACCCUCUGGUUUCUCAGGCCCUGCUGGGACCCCGGGGAGAGAGGGAUCCCCUGGUCGAGAAGGUCCCCCAGGUCCUCCUGGCCCCCCGGGUCAACCAACUGCCUUGCCAAUUGUCGGAGAUAUGAGCUCUUUACUCAAGAAUGCCUGCACCGUGUGCCAGACCAGAGUGCCAGGUCUGCCUGGGCAGAAGGGCGAGCAGGGAACCCAUGGAGCGACAGGAGUGCAAGGCAUGGUGGGAGAAAAGGGGGAUCCAGGAGUGCGAGGACCUCUCGGUAAUCCAGGGAAAGAAGGUCCAAAGGGGAUGAAAGGAGAGAGAGGGUUCCCUGGGCCUAGUGGAGACAAAGGAGACGAGGGCUCUCCUGGAGUUCCAGGCAUUCUGGGUACAACAGGCCGUACUGGAGCCGCUGGGGUCAUGGGCAGACCUGGGCCAAUGGGUCAGCCUGGAACAAAGGGAGAUCGGGGAAGUGAAGGAUCCCCUGGAAGGCCAGGACUACCAGGCCCCCCAGGUGUCCCCUAUGUGGAGGGCAAUGGGAUGAGCAGUCUGUACAAACUGCAGAGUGGAGGAGCUAUCUCAGGACCCCCUGGAGCACCAGGUGCACAAGGCCCCAAAGGAGACGAGGGAAGAGUGGGUGAUCCCGGAUCCAUGGGUUUACCUGGACUAGAAGGACUACCUGGAGCCAAGGUAAGCCACAUACAGCCCACCUGUAGCCUUUAUACAGUACUGAGCCAAGCCGAGCCAAGCCAAGCCGAGCCAAGCCAAGCCAAGCCAAGCUGA
Molecule: messenger RNA, 3038 nt
Organism: Oncorhynchus kisutch (coho salmon)
Lineage: Eukaryota; Metazoa; Chordata; Actinopteri; Salmoniformes; Salmonidae
Product: collagen alpha-1(XIX) chain
Exons: 44
Coding region: 219-3038 (939 amino acids)
Source: RefSeq, a predicted model, not a curated record